UUUCAAAAGUGGCAUCAAUAAAGACACGCUUCAAUACACGUCUUACAAAAUCAUUAAUAAUCUGCAUAUCAACGAUUAUUACAUGGUGUCAGAAGUGAAAAUAUCAAUUGCAAACUAAAAAGGAACAAAAUGGAGCGAGUUCUACAAGAAAUCGACUGCUUAAUGCUGGCAUAUGAGUGGCCAAAAUGGAAGAGGUCGUUUAUCAUGUACAUUAUGGCGUCAGGCAAAGACUCAGAGCCAGAAGCCAAAAAGAUUGCCAUAUUCCUAUGGUUGGCUGGAUCAAAGGUCACGGAAAUAUACAGUACAUUGUUUCCCAACGAUGGAACCCCACAUGGCAUGGUCGGCACCAUGGUGACGUCUUCAGACCCGUCUACCUCUGCCGCGGACAUUUUUCCAAGUACUGCAAGCAGCAGAAGAAACGAGUGGAUAACAACAACUACAACAUCAGCAACAAACGAGUGGAUAACAACAACUACAAAAGCAAGCAGAUAGAUGUGGAUCGCAAGCAAACAGCCGGAGCAGUUAUUAAUUGGAUAGAAUCAGAAUAAGCGAGUGCGGGCUAAACAGAGUAAGAUGGACGAUAACCUAUAAAAUAAAUCGAAAAAGUGUUACGUUUAAAGUGGACACAGGCGCUGAUGUUAACUGCAUCCCAAGUGAUUUAGUUAAAGAAUUAAAACUUGAAGUUAAAAAAGAAAACAUUCUAAUUUUUGACUAUAAUAAUGUUAAAGUUAAUAAUUU
Drosophila suzukii is the source of this 738-nucleotide messenger RNA. The record is from RefSeq and is a predicted model, not a curated record. Lineage: Eukaryota; Metazoa; Arthropoda; Insecta; Diptera; Drosophilidae.